CUCGAUGAUUUAUAUUAUUUGCAUAAGCACACCGGGAGUCACGUUGUACAUUUUACAUCUGUAAUAAACCUUUAUUUAUCUUCAAACUCUAUUACAACGCGUUUAUACUUAUUCAAGAUGUACAAGUGGAAGGUGUACAAAUACAUAUGUUGUGAAACGUUAACACGCCGUUAAUUACAAAUGUCGUUUAAAUAGUUGUAAUAUGGAACAAAAUUUCUUAAAAUCGAACACGAACGAAUAGAUGUUUGGAUUAUCCUGCAUUAUAAGAAUUAACGAGAAAAUAUAAAGACAGACGUCACGCGUUUUACAGUGUAAGAAAUUACUACUUCUCGAAAUACAUAUGUAUUAUUUUACUAUGACCGACUAGGAGACAGUGUGUUCCGUUUGAAUAUAUCCUCGAUUUUUCAAUCGCUACGAAUAGCAGAAUCGGAAACAGAAGAAAGAAUUACUACGCAUCAGGCUUCAGGCGGUAGAAACAUGUGGAAGCUUUAAAAUUUUUGUGAAAACAUACAUUUUUAUUGAAAAUUCUUAAAUUAUGCGUGUUUUUUAUGAGCGUACGAGGUAUGCACUCGAGUCUCAUUGACGUACCAAUAAAGAGGAUACAUAAUCAAGAAAAUUAUGGCGGCUGCUGCAAAGAAUAUGCGCGUGCCAGAAAGUAAUAUUCUUCAAACCAAGAACACCGACGACUCUCGGUUGGUAGGCGUUUGCAGCGAAAUCGAAAAACAACUACAAACUGUUUCUCCCGAGCGUCGUGACGUUCAACAACAUCCAGCAAUCACGCUACCCACCUGCUGUCCGCGCUAUCCACCGGGAUCUACGUUGCUGGAGUGUCGUUUCGAAGGUGAUCAACCUGUGGCGCAUAUUGUCCAAAUUCCCGGGGAUCGGUGUACAGCCAACCAGAAGAUAAAUUUGCUCGUCGAGACGAAAGCGACAAAAUUUGGACCAUCGGCCAGGAUCGCGUCUUACCCUCGAGAAGAUUCAACGACGUCUAACGAAUCGUGUCCAAUAGCGAAACGUCCUAUGACCUUUUGCCUGGAAUCCCGCGAAUGUUCAGAGGGACCGGUCGCUAGAGCCGUCUUGGUUCCCACGGAAAAUCGGUCCGCGAAUGGCUCGGAUAAGAUAACGACGUUACACAUCGAAAAAGGCGACAAACAUCCGGACAAACCGUAUUCCAAAGUCGCGUACGGCCCAACGAUCGAAGAGGCAGACACCCAUUGUAACGUGGAAGAGCGGGACGCACCUGUGACGUUCUUCGGUUGUACCGCGUCUAAGAAACAGGCGACAGCUAGAAUCACCAAAUGCUUGAAAAACGACAGGGACGUUGGAGCGAAAAGGUGUUUCGAGACGCGCGUCCCUCGAGAUAGCGAGCGGCCCACGGCUGUGGGUUUUAUCUGCCCACCAGAGAAAUCGGGACCGUGUUCGCACGGUAUUCUCGAAACGAAGAUCGACGAGCGUGGACCGGAAACACGAAUGAUCGCUUUUCCACGGGCCGAAGAUUAUUACGGUUACAUGGAAUCUAAGGCUUGCGAGGAAGGACCGACUGCUAGGAUAAUCCAACGAUCGGCCGAUACUAUCGACGAAGAAGAUCGUCCUCGGAUCAAAGGCUUCGAACAACCUGAUUCAAAAUUCCAGUGUUCGCCAUCGAAUUACGCAGCUACUUGUCCAAGCACGAAGCAACCGAAAGAAAAGCACGUCACCGAUAUUAAGCGCGAUUUGCCGGCAGUGAAACGUAGAAACGGCCUCGAUUCAUUUGACGUCGAUAAACCAAAUACCUCGAAACGGGAGCCGAGAAGACGAGUUUGUCCUGCUUAUUGCUGUCAGCCAACACCCAGACCUAAGUCGUGUUCGAAUUCGUUCGAGCCAAAUUGUCGAAAACCUCGUACCAACGCUGUCGCUUCUGGUCGCAGGCACGAGCCUACGGACAGAUCAAAAUCGUGUUCGAGCACGCUUCAGCAACAUCCAGAAUCGCAGACCGACUCUACCGACGUUAAAACGCAGAAAUAUCUUUUGGUACCGUGCACAGUUGUGGACAAAACGAGGGAUGAAGUAUCUAGAAGCGAUGCAGAGGAUUGUACAAAGCCGAAGGGUGUUCCUCGAAUUACGUCAGAGGAAUUGCUGACUCGGUAUAGGGAAUAUAUGCCUCCGAAUAUAUUGAUUCGCUACGAAGCAUGUCGUUCAAAGAGGAACGGUCUUCAGGAUCAGUGCACUUUGCCCGUUCCAAACAUCGUGCUCGAAUUAAAGAAGAAAGAAAUGCAAUGUUUGCAACGAACCGAUGCAUGUCCCAACUAACCACGAACCAACGAAACCACACAGGUUGGUUUUAUUUCGUCGGCCUUCGAUGAACUUAAGGGAAUAACCAGGGUCGACUCGUAUUCCUUUUCUUUAUUUUUCCCUAAAACAUGUUCGGGCACGUCCUGGUCGAGUCCGUGCGAUAUACAAGUGUCAGUAACCGUUGAAAAAACGUAGUCGCUUUGCAAGUGAAAUUGUAAUUUACGGUGCAACUCGUUUAAUAAAAUUGUUUCUAAUGAAAAAUUGCGUAAUGCAUACUUAUUAAGAUGGACGUUCUCUAUAGCGUAGAUACUGUAACGUAGAUAGCCGACCUAAUAGAUUUUCAAGGAAUGUCGAGAAUUUGGAUGGAUUUAAGAGGUUCGGAAAUACUUAGCGUCGAAUAUACGAGAUAUUAUUCGUCUUAUUCGUUACAGCAAGGUUGAAAAUAAAAUCGUUUAUUCCGUACCUUACGAUAUUCGCGACGUUCGAACGAGUAUUACGAAAUUCAUUAUCCAUACAUAACACAGCCGAGGACGUCGGGUGGCGUGAAUCGACGUCUUGCGUUUUUCAAGCGUUGCCGACGGCAGACGUGAAACGACGUUUUUUGUUUUUCCAAGCGUUGCCGCGUUUUCCAUUUACAUAUUUACCUUGCAAAAUUGUGCGGCA
Molecule: messenger RNA, 2934 nt
Organism: Bombus impatiens (common eastern bumble bee)
Lineage: Eukaryota; Metazoa; Arthropoda; Insecta; Hymenoptera; Apidae
Exons: 4
Coding region: 619-2289 (556 amino acids)
Source: RefSeq, a predicted model, not a curated record